CCAGCCUUUUUUCCUCCCCUUGCGAAGAAGAUCGUGCGGAUUUUAUUACUGCCACCCGGGAAGAUGCCGUUCGCCGGAUGGGCCCUGAGCCUCGCCGUCUUGUGCGAAGUUGCCUUUGGUCUGUACUUUCCCCGGAAGACGUACCAUGAAAAUGUUUACCUGGAACAACCGGAAGGUACACCUUUAUUGCAACUCCAUGCCUUAAAAGAUUCGGAAGAGGAGGAAGCUUUCUACUGUCUGGUCCCAGAUUCUUUCGGAACGGGGUCCCAAAAUCUUUGGUUUCAGAUUGGCGAGAGAACGGGACUCCUCUACCUCAACAAGAGUCUGGAUAGUGAAGACUUCAUUCUCCUUUCUUCGGGAAGUUCAGUGGCCAAAGUCGUGCUCCGUGUUUUCCUCUCUUCCAAACCUUUCCAAGCGAAGAACUGUUUCGGCUCGGCGUCGAUGACCUUGGUCAAACUCUCAGUCCUCAAUGCCACCAUGCCGACGUGCAGUUCUCCAGUGUUAAGCCAGUUUUGCUUUCCCGCCAUGGAUCUCUCUUUUCACAUCAUGGAGAACAAACCACCAGGAAUCUUUCAUCAGCUUCAGUCCUUUGGCCUACAGCAACAGUGUCAUAACAUCAGCCUUUCCUACAAGCUUAUCACAGAUGAGAACCUGCCCUUUUAUUAUGAUGAGGAGACCACCACCCUAGGAGUGUCCAAACCCCUCGACCGAGAAGAACGAGAAAAGUACGAGAUAUUGGCUCAAUGCACCUUGAAGGAAGGCUCCCAGGAGACAUUGAGGGAGGUCCCUCUGCUCAUCCAUAUUCUGGAUGAAGAUGACAUGCCUCCUUUUCUGUCCAAUGGGACUAGCACAACAGAUGCCAUAGUGGAGUUCAAAAGAGAAGAGGGUACUGUCUUGGCAGCCUUAUCGGUUCUGGAUGCGGACACGACUCCUAUCUACCCGGUAGAUACCAGCAGGAAGAAAUACACGGGCACCAUAAAUUCAUCCGAUCCCUGGAUACAGGAAACGUUUCGAGUGGACCACCUCUUCCACGAGAUCUAUUUCCACCCAAAUGGCAGCCAAGUGCGGGGCACACAACAUGAAUACAAGUUGAUACUAAACAGGACCGUUUCCAUUACGGAGAGCCGGUCCCUCCUGCUGGAUGUCAUUGUGAACGACACAACGUACCAGGGCCCCGACAGAUCCUUGACGCUUCACUUCAACAUCUCCAUCCUUCCAGUUUUCAUCCAGUUCUCGAACCCGACGUAUCAGUUCAUGGUGAACAGAAACGCGGCCAACUUUUCACAAAUAGGAAAGAUCUGCAUUGACAACUGCAUGAAGUUGUACGGAGUCAGCAUCACCUACAGCUUAGAGAGUCCAAAUGUCAGCUGCUACGCGGUGGAGGUUGCUCCAAGCCACAACAACAAGUAUGGAAUUCUCUAUGUGAACAAUUCAGCUGUGCUGCAGAGCCCCGAGUGCAGAGAAAUACACUACCCUGUGCUAGCUAAAGAGGAGUGGAGCAGGAAGGAAGCUUAUGCUCAUCUUACGGUCGUGCUUGGAGGAUCACUUAUACAGAGCGAUAAGAACUGUCCAGACUCCUGUGCUAUGAGCAAAAGGCGAUCAGAGUGUGAAGAAUGUGGAGGUCUCGGAGUGCUGAUGGGAAAAUGCCAGUGGAGGCAAGGAAGUGGGAAAGGAAUAACCACCAACUACUCUACCUGUACUCCAAGCAUCAGGACAUGUCCGGAUGGAAUUUGUGAUGCUGUAGAAAGCAGAGAUAAGAGAGUCUGCCCUCAAGAUUGCACAAGAACCAACAUUAUUGGAGGCCACCAGAAAGGAAGCCUUGGAACUGGAAUCAAGGCAGGGCACGGAGUUUGUCACUGCUUUCCAGGAAUAAACUGUUACUGUGCAAAAGAUGAUAUCAGGGAACACCUUUGCGAUGACAUGUGCAAAAUGGUGAUUGCGGGGGGCGUUCUGCUCUCUUUCAUUAUCUCGGUUGUCCUCUCUUCCUACUUCAUCUAUCGCUACCACAAGAAUGCACCCAAAACGCCCAUCGCCUCGGCAGAGAUGACCUUCCGGCGGCCAGCUCAGGCCUAUCCCAUCAACUACUCCUCCAAUAAUGUCCGUCGACCAUCGAUGGACUCCGAGAACCAAAUGUCAGUAGAUGCAUUUAAAAUACCUGAAGAUCCCAAGUGGGAAUUUCCUCGGAAGAACCUGGUGCUCGGCAAGACUCUCGGCGAGGGAGAAUUUGGAAAAGUUGUCAAAGCGACAGCCUUCCGACUCAAGGGCAAGGCUGGCUACACCACGGUGGCAGUGAAAAUGUUGAAAGAAAAUGCUUCUUCAAGUGAGCUCCGGGAUUUGCAUUCUGAGUUCAACCUUUUAAAACAGGUGAACCAUCCUCACGUCAUCAGACUCUAUGGUGCUUGUAGCCAGGAUGGGCCUUUAUACUUAAUAGUGGAGUAUGCAAAGUACGGCUCCUUGCGGAGUUUCCUGAGGGAAAGCCGGAAAGUGGGAACCAGCUACGUGGGAGGCGACACGAACAGAAAUUCCAGCUACUUGGACAAUCCGGAUGAGCGGGCCCUCACCAUGGGCGAUCUGAUCUCCUUUGCGUGGCAGAUCUCCCGUGGCAUGCAGUACCUUGCUGAAAUGAAGCUUGUGCAUCGGGAUUUAGCAGCCAGGAAUGUCUUAGUAGCCGAAGGGCGUAAAAUGAAGAUUUCUGACUUUGGUUUGUCUCGCGACGUUUAUGAAGAGGACUCUUACGUCAAGAGGAGCAAGGGUCGAAUACCUGUAAAAUGGAUGGCCAUAGAGUCCCUCUUCGACCACAUCUACACAACGCAGAGUGAUGUAUGGUCGUUUGGAGUGCUGUUAUGGGAAAUCGUGACCCUCGGGGGUAACCCAUAUCCAGGAAUUGCUCCAGAGAGGCUAUUUAACCUCUUAAAAACAGGUUAUAGAAUGGAGAAGCCGGAAAACUGCAGUGAGGAGAUGUACAAUUUGAUGCUUCACUGCUGGAAACAGGAACCAGAUAAAAGGCCAACGUUUGCUGAGAUCAGUAAAGAAUUAGAAAAAAUGAUGGUCAAGAGCCGGGACUAUUUAGAUCUGGCCGCGUCCACUCCUUCGGACUCUCUGCUUUACGAUGAUGGACUCUCAGAAGAAGAGAUGCCGCUUGUGGAUUGUAAUAAUGUUCCCGUUCCUCGAACUCUUCCUUCCACAUGGAUUGAAAACAAACUCUAUGGCAUGUCAUACCCGAACUGGCCCGAAGAGAGCCCUGUUCCACUUGCGAGAAGCGACGGGCCUAAGGCUGUGUUUUCAAGAUAUGCCAAUGAUAGUGUUUAUGCUAACUGGAUGGUUUCACCCUCAGCAACCAAAUUUAUGGACAGAGUUUGAUAGUUAACAGUUGCUUGGUGGAAGGUAACGGAUGCAGGAAGGAGUUUUCCAUCCCCCCCCUCCCCGAUGUCCAAAGAGUUGAGUGUCCCUUCAGCUCAUUCUUUGAAUAGCAACACCUGGUUGAAGCAAACAAGGAAUGUCAAAGAUGGGGAAACUUUUGAAAUUGACUUAAAUUUCAAUCUACUUUUUUUAAGUUUCUAAAAUGUGCCCUCCUUAUUUCCCUCUCUGAUGAACACUGUCACAGACUUUGGUUCCAACUCUAUAUAAAAAGUCCUAAAAGUGGCAUCCAAAGAGGUUUUAAACAGGCUAAGAUGGCGGCCAUGUUGACGUGGUCCAAUGGCUGCCAUUUUGAGUCCCUGCCUUGACCUCCCUGGCAGAUGCCCAUUUACUAUUUUAGACUUUUUUUUUUUUUUGCCUCAAAGAGUUCUCCAAGAAUUUCAUUUAGAUUUGAUGCAGCCGCUGGAUUUCUUAUGUAAGCGUUUCCGAAUAACUUCACAUUCCUAGAAUGGCUGUUUUUUUUUUAUGGGGGCGGCGAGCGAAAUCCUGUGGUUUCACUAGCGACUUCUGUUCCCUAUGGUUGUUGCUAAGAAAAAAAGGCAAAUUAAAACAAGAAGCACAAAGUGAGAAAGCACUUGUUUUUUUUGUUUUUCCCCUUCCAAAAUAUGCCAGAGCUUGAGCUCGCAUUUAGCGUGUUCGUGUGGAAUUGGCAGUAGGAAAUUGGUUUGGAAUCAAGAGCGAUAACGGACCAAAAACAGCAUUUUGGAAACCUUGUAGUAAUGUACUGUUCUGUGGUUAUGGGGAAAAUAAGUGUUCUUUUUAAAAAAAAAAUAAGAAAAGAAAGAAAGACUAAAAAAAAAAUCAGGGUUAAACUAUUCUUACCGUUAGCACAAUAGAAAACUUCGAUAUCUUAGGAACUAGAAUAGAGAGAGUUGAUCUCAGAAUACCCACCCAAUAUAAUUUGAUUUUCCAUCACAUUCCUUCCGUUGUUAUCUUAACGUGGGCUCCAGAUGUUUUGAAACCAACUGGCACAAAGAGAACCAGUUUAGUUUUGCUCCAUAAAUUUUACUUCUUUCAUCAAAAAAAACCACAUUUAUUUCUACCACCCAUCCGGUACGGAUUCCCUCUUUAAACGGGGUGAAUAAUCUUCAAAAGCAUCAUUUCUGUCUUCAGUCUUUCCCUGCCAUAGACCAAAUUUCCGCCUUCCGCUUUUCAUUCCAUUCCAACCAUCAGUCUUUAGUUAAUAUUAGCAAGGAUUUUUCAAAUCUCACUACUGGAAGACCUGAAACACCAGAGGAGACAAUCUUAACUGUUGGUCGCGAAGAAUUGGCACUGAUGUGAUGGUACACCAUAUUCUCUUCCUAUUUUGUAGUCCAGACCAUGUUAAAGCAGAAUUCUUGGUUAUGUUAACCACAGUUAUUAAUUAGUAACCACAAACUUGAUGAAGGCACAUAGUUGUGAGAGGGAAAAGUGGCAUUCCCAGCAACUUUGUGAACCAAAAGUAACAGAAAAUGAGUGUUGAAUCUGCUUGUAGCCCCAACAGAAAUUUUAAUUUAUACGAUUCCUGUUUUUUGUGUGACAAGUGUACAUAUGGUACACACUCUUUGUCUCAUAUUUAAUCUUUACUCUGUGUGUUUGUAUGUUUUCCUCCUCUGUCAGUGUAGGGGGGAAAAAAAUGUCUAAGGUUGAUGUCUUUUUCCAAAGAGUUAAAGCUAAAACCAGAUCUGAUGUUUUCAAUUUUUGGCACGGUGUUUUCGGAAGCGAGCUGACACUUACAGCGCUUUCUUGCAACGUGUAGCAGAAAAUGCAUUACAUGAUUGUGUAUUUUUGUUGUUGUUCGUCGUUUCACAAUUUCUAAAGAAUGCUGGAGUGUUCAUCCAACAUUUUGUUACCUUUUGGGGUUAGUCCCACCUGUUCCAAAUAUACCAAAGUGUUGCUCAUUCCAUCUCUUAGAUUUUCAACUGAGUAAUUUUGUGUGUCUCCUUUACGUGCUCCAAUUAUUUCAUAAGUCAUGAGUCAGAUUUGCCAAAAACACAAUCACACCAGAGGGCUGAACACCUCCUUGGGAUAACUUGCUUUCAGAAUAAGCUACUUUUCAAGAUGAAAGAACAGGAGGACAAUUUCUGUUCUGUUAAACUAUCAUAUUAUGCAUUUGUGUUUACAAGGGGAAAAAUACAUAUCUGUGUAUACAGAUGUCCAACAGCUGUCAGUAUCCUGUAAC
This is a messenger RNA of Pseudonaja textilis, 5578 nucleotides long. RefSeq names its product ret proto-oncogene (gene RET). Gene Ontology annotation, cellular component: signaling receptor complex; plasma membrane. NCBI's taxonomy places the organism in Eukaryota, Metazoa, Chordata, Lepidosauria, Squamata, Elapidae. Gene Ontology annotation, biological process: cell surface receptor protein tyrosine kinase signaling pathway; multicellular organism development; homophilic cell-cell adhesion. The record is from RefSeq and is a predicted model, not a curated record. Gene Ontology annotation, molecular function: ATP binding; calcium ion binding; transmembrane receptor protein tyrosine kinase activity.